AUGUCCCCAAAAGCAAGCCUACAGUAUAAAAGCAAUUUUCUCUUUGAUAAGAAACCAAUCAUACCACCAAAUAAAACACUCAGUUGGUUUGAACAAUUUCUCCUUUGCUUUUCCAUUUAUAAGAAUGCAUCAAAACUUUUCAAAACUGACUUACCAAAAGGCAGCUUGUCAUCAGUGCACGGAAUACGUUUUAUUAGUAUGACGUGGGUCAUCCUUGGACAUACUUAUAUUUUUGGAAUGUCUGUUUGGAGUAAUUCAAAAGAUGCUUCUAAUCUAUUAUCACGAUUCACUUUCCAAGCAAUUGGAAAUGCUACAGUCUCUGUGGACACAUUCUUCAUGCUAAGUGGAUUGCUCGUUGUUUAUGGAGUUAUGCAUUUAAUGAAAGCAAAUAAUGGGAAAAUGAAUUGGUUGUAUUUCUAUGUACAUCGAUUUUGGAGGUUAACUCCACCUUAUAUGCUGGUGUUGAUGGUGUAUGUUCCACUGUUGCAAUAUUGGGGAGAUGGACCAUACUGGCCAAUCACUGGUGUUGAAAAAGAUUAUUGUGACAGCACUUGGUGGUACAAUCUUCUCUAUAUUAACAAUUUUAAUGACACAGAAUGCAUGGCCUGGUCCUGGUAUUUAGCUAAUGAUAUGCAGUUUUAUGUCAUCAGUCCUAUUAUUCUGUUCUUUCUUUACAAAAAACCCAAGAUUGGUUUGGGAAUUCUUUCAGCCUUAAUGCUUGCUCAACUAAUUACUUGUGGUGUGAUUAUGAAAGUGAAACACUACUCUGGACUCCUUACACCCGGAUUUUUCAAUGAAAUUUAUGUGAAACCUUACAUAAGAAUUGGUUCCUAUUUAGUUGGAAUGUUUUAUGGCUAUCUUUUGUACAAAACAAACUGCAAAAUGACAAUAAACAGAUACAUUGUUGCCAUGUUAUGGUUGUUUGCUACAAUCUGUGCUAUAGCUGUUCUUUAUGGUCUUUAUGAUACUUUCCAUGGAUCCUCUAUGUCAACAGACCUUUUUGCUUUUUAUACAACUAUACAUCGGAUUGUAUGGGCCUUAUCUGUUGGUUGGGUUGUCUAUGCCUGUGUAACUGGUUAUGGAGGUUUUGUCAACACUAUCCUCUCAUGGAAGCCACUUAUUCCUUUGAGUCGUCUCACAUACUGUGCCUAUUUGGUGCAUCCUGUUGUCAUGGACUCAUUUUAUUUAAACAGCAGAUAUCCUGUUUACCUGACAGAUUUUGAAGCAAUCUACUUAUUCUUUGGCCAUUUGGUGAUGUCAUAUCUUGUUGCUUUUGUGGUGUCAAUGGCGUUUGAAGCUCCAAUGAUUGCGCUAGAAUCUCUGUUCCGAAGCAAAAAAAAAUAA
Molecule: messenger RNA, 1344 nt
Organism: Acanthosepion pharaonis
Lineage: Eukaryota; Metazoa; Mollusca; Cephalopoda; Sepiida; Sepiidae
Source: the annotation of a GenBank genome assembly